AUGGAGAAGACAUUCGCACUCCACAACCUCACCUCGUACCUCCGAAUUUACCAUGUCGAGCUCGCGUCUGCUUCCGUCAACGAGCGAUGCUUCAACUGCUGGCGCGACUUCAACACCAAAUACGAAGACACCAAUCCGGACGAGAUCCCUUGCAGCCCGGUGCGCAUCAGUCCAUGUGGCCACGUCAUCGGCGAUGAGUGCUUGAAGACACUUUUCCUCCACGGUAUCCAGGACUGCCAGCUAUGCCGGAAACCGAUCAAAGUCAAAAGCCACGGAGCCCCGGUUCUCCUGAGACUAGCUGCCGAGAAUUCGUGGUACAAAAGCCAGAGCGAAAAGGCGGCGCGACGCGCAGAAGAGCGGCAUCAAGCAGCGAGGAGGCGCAACGAGGCCGCGGUUCCCGAGUACCAGCAACUCUGCAAGCACCUCUUUCUCGGCAGACUCACGAUCGGAAACGCCUUCCGACUCUGGUGCCACCAGAUGCUCGGAUGCCUUCCUCGCCUGCGCGUCCUCGGAAUCGUCCUCGCGCUCGAACUCGCAAGCUACACGCUGGCUUUUCUGCUUCCGCGGCCGUAUCGCUCUUUCGUAUCCCCCUUCUGGGGCUCUGGAGCCGAAGCUUCUUGUUCUCUGCUUGUCGCCAUCUUGGUUUUCGUCUUGGGAUGGGUCGUCUAUUCCAUCGCGGCAUUGGUUUUGGUGGUGUGGAGCUGGAACCCUGCGCAAGUGCAGAUCCCAGUGGGAUUAGAGAACGAGAUUUGGAAUGAUACGUUCGGAAUUGUUGUGGGGCGGCUUCUGACAGGCGUGGGUGGACUGUCUCGGGCAAUAACCACCACGAUUUGGAAUACGGUGGCGUUUGGGGCAGUUACGGCAGCGCUUAUCGCAUUAGGGAUGAGGAGGUCGAAGAGGCGCGCGGUGGUUGAGGCGGGUGCUGCGUGA
Molecule: messenger RNA, 930 nt
Organism: Trematosphaeria pertusa
Lineage: Eukaryota; Fungi; Ascomycota; Dothideomycetes; Pleosporales; Trematosphaeriaceae
Exons: 1
Coding region: 1-930 (309 amino acids)
Source: RefSeq, a predicted model, not a curated record